Molecule: messenger RNA, 1350 nt
Organism: Sordaria macrospora k-hell
Lineage: Eukaryota; Fungi; Ascomycota; Sordariomycetes; Sordariales; Sordariaceae
Source: RefSeq, a predicted model, not a curated record
AUGCUUCUCUCAACGGACCAACAACAAAAGCCUAACAGCCUCGUCUUCGAGGCAAAUGGAAAUGGGAGUCAUGGAAUGACUGACGAGGAUGAUGCUUCAACAGCCGUCGAGUCAUCCGUUCCUACACACCCUCUGGGGGUCAAGCCUCUAGGCAACAAGUCUGAAUUCAAAGACAAGUCCUCUUUCCAAUGGCAGGGCUCUUGGAGGGCAACUGUUCUCGGCCUCUCACCCGAGAAGCGUAUCAAGAUCGACUGCAGCAACGUUUUCUCUGACGUCUUGCAUCGUCCGUUUGUUUGCAGUCACAUCUCGUUGCCAAAGUACACGAGAAAUAUUCCGCCAGCGAACAAGAUCCCCAGUCUUGACGACCUUACCUACGAGGAGUUCGCGGAGAAAUGGAGCAAGAAGCCUUUUAUCCUCACCAGGUGCAUCCAGUCAUGGCCGGUCCUCAAGUCCUGGAAUAUGGAUACUCUACACAAGGUGUACUCGGAUGUUGUCUUCAGAGCUGAGGCAGUGGACUGGAGCUUCGACACAUACUACCAGUACAUGAUGGACAGCCAUGACGAAAGUCCCCUUUAUUUGUUCGACAAGAAGUUCGCCGAAAAGAUGAAUAUCGAGGUCGGCGAGACCAAGGAUGCGGCUUACUGGAACCCGGACUGCUUUGGAAAGGAUCUCUUCGAGCUACUCGGUGCUGAGCGGCCGGCGCAUCGCUGGAUGAUCAUCGGGCCCGAGCGGAGCGGCUCUACCUUUCACAAGGACCCGAACGCGACCAGCGCCUGGAAUGCGGUCAUUCAAGGAGCCAAGUACUGGAUCAUGUUCCCGCCAUCAGCCCAGGUCCCCGGCGUCUACGUUUCCGAAGACCAGAGCGAAGUCACCAGCCCUCUCAGUAUUGCGGAGUGGCUCCUCGAGUUUCACGCAGAAGCCCGCAGACUGCCCGAAUGCAGAGAGGGCAUUUGCCACGCAGGCGAGAUCCUCCACGUCCCCAGCGGCUGGUGGCAUUUGGUUGUGAACCUUGAGCCCGGCAUCGCCCUCACUCAGAACUUUGUGCCAAAGGCACAUUUGUCGGACGUGCUAUCUUUCUUGAAGUACAAGGCCGAUCAGAUUUCGGGAUUCAAGAAAGAGGUCGAGGAUCCGUACACGCUCUUUGUUGAGCGUUUAAGGGUCGAGUAUCCUGAGCUGCAGGAGGAGGCUGUGAAGCAGAUGGAAGAGAAGCAGGGAAUUAAGAAAAGGAGAUGGGAUCAAGUGGUCGGCCAUGAUAGCGCCGACGGCGGACCAGAGCAGAAGAAGGGCGGAGGUUUCUCCUUUGCCUUUGGCUUCGGCGAUGAUAUCGACGAGGAGGAUGAAAUUCCUUAA